Ceratina calcarata is the source of this 2806-nucleotide messenger RNA. RefSeq names its product sodium channel protein para-like. Gene Ontology annotation, biological process: membrane depolarization during action potential; sodium ion transmembrane transport; neuronal action potential. Bases 1 to 1368 code for a protein of 455 amino acids. The record is from RefSeq and is a predicted model, not a curated record. Gene Ontology annotation, cellular component: voltage-gated sodium channel complex; plasma membrane. Gene Ontology annotation, molecular function: calcium ion binding; voltage-gated sodium channel activity. The transcript has 4 exons. Lineage: Eukaryota; Metazoa; Arthropoda; Insecta; Hymenoptera; Apidae.
AUGAAUAUCGACAAACAACCAAUCCGUGAAACGAACAUCUACAUGUACUUCUAUUUUGUAUUCUUCAUUAUAUUCGGAUCGUUUUUUACCCUUAAUCUAUUCAUCGGUGUGAUCAUCGACAACUUUAACGAGCAGAAGAAGAAGGCGGGUGGCUCGCUCGAGAUGUUCAUGACGGAAGACCAGAAGAAAUAUUACAACGCGAUGAAAAAGAUGGGCAGCAAGAAACCGCUCAAGGCUAUUCCACGUCCAAGAGUAUGGAAACGAAUAUACACGUUCUCUGUAGGUCUGGUGCUCAGCGACAUCAUCGAAAAGUACUUCGUAUCACCGACGUUGCUUCGCGUGGUAAGGGUGGCAAAAGUCGGUCGUGUACUUCGACUCGUGAAAGGUGCCAAGGGUAUCCGAACGCUCCUGUUUGCCCUGGCGAUGUCGUUACCGGCCCUGUUCAACAUUUGCCUGUUACUGUUUUUGGUGAUGUUCAUCUUCGCGAUAUUCGGCAUGUCGUUCUUUAUGCACGUGAAAGACAAAAGCGGACUGGACGACGUGUACAAUUUCAAGACGUUUGGCCAGUCGAUGAUACUGCUGUUUCAGAUGUCGACGUCCGCUGGUUGGGACGGCGUGCUUGACGGCAUAAUUAACGAAGAGGACUGCCAAGAGCCGAACAAUGAAAUCGGAUACCCGGGUAACUGUGGCUCGUCCACGAUCGGCAUCGCCUAUCUGCUCUCGUAUCUGGUGAUCAGCUUCCUGAUCGUGAUAAACAUGUACAUCGCCGUCAUCCUAGAGAACUACUCCCAGGCUACAGAGGACGUGCAGGAGGGCCUGACAGACGACGACUACGACAUGUACUACGAGAUCUGGCAACAGUUCGAUCCGGACGGGACGCAGUACAUCAGAUACGACCAGUUGUCCGAUUUCUUGGACGUGCUCGAGCCGCCGUUACAAAUUCACAAGCCGAAUAAGUACAAGAUCGUCUCAAUGGACAUACCGAUAUGCAAAGGUGACAUGAUGUUCUGCGUGGACAUCCUCGACGCACUGACCAAGGACUUCUUCGCGCGGAAGGGCAACCCGAUCGAGGAGACCGGUGACAUCGAGGUGCAAACGCGACCGGACGAGGUCGGCUACGAGCCGGUCUCGUCGACGCUCUGGCGUCAACGCGAGGAGUACUGCGCGCGUCUCAUACAGAACGCGUGGCGGAAGCACAAACAGCAGCGGCAGGGCGGGCCCAGCGAGGAGAGCGACGUCGACACGGAUCCGCGGGUCAGGCAGACCGCGGUCCUCGUCGAGAGCGACGGUUUCGUAACGAAGAACGGUCACAAGGUCGUGAUCCACAGCCGAUCGCCGAGCGUCACCUCGAGAACCGCGGACGUCUGAUCGGCGACCGAUACCUAGCCACCACCGCAACCGGGGCUACCGUAGCCGUUCGACCGGUAGCAGUCUGACCGAUGAUUGCUCCGUUCGCAGGCAUCGACCAGCCGUAGUAGAGAAUCGUGUAUCAGAGCAAACGACGACGACGACGAUUAAGUGCGACGCACCAAGGAUCGUCUCGCGACGAGAUACAUGCUCGCGAGGAGGAGCAGCGGCCUCUCACGGACCUCCACUUUCUCCAUCGACAGCCUUAUAGUUGUAUAAAUACAUUUUUGCAACGAGUUGCCUUUAAUUCACGCUAUGAUCGAUUCGAGAAGGGACACGCGCGCGCGAGGAGCAAUUGGGAACUGCUUUUUUUCUGCGCUCUGCCCAGUGAGAAGUACAGAGACCGUGUAAGCAGCACCGGUUUCGUUCGAGAGGAAUACCCGAGCGAACGUCGUCGGGCGAGGACAUCGCGUCGCGUGUGAAAACUACGCGACCUUCGAGUCUUCGACUUCCCCCCCCUCAUUCGCAAGAUGAGGUCGCGGGGCUCGAGGGUCGCCGGUCAUCGUCGACGCGCCGGAUUCCACGGGCUUCGUGCGAACCUUCGGCGAUUCGCGCGUUUCACGUCACGAAACGUCGUGAUCAACGAAGAACCACGGUGGGACAACGAUCGAAAUAUUGUCACGUUCACGGAGAAGAUCGGCGAUCAUCUAUCGUCUAACCACGACAAUUUAACAAACACAAAACGUCUGUCCGCGUAUAUUGGAUUUUUUACAUGAUUUUAAAUCAGCGAACCCGCCAACUCGCUGACGAACGAGGAUAAAAAAAAAAAACAAAGUUUACGAGAAUAUUUACGUAAGUGCGAAGGAUCGAUACGUUGACUCGCUCCGGUCGAGGUUCGUGGGUGACGAUUGUUCAUUGUUUUUUUUUUCCCCCCGAUCGGUCAUCGUACAGUGGUGUCGUACAAAUGGACGAGAGAGUUUCCGAACUUGAAUACGAGAAAAAACUAGCGACGGAGACGAACGAAAGAACGAACGAACGAACACACUCACGUCCACGCUCCGGUCGUGAUCGAUAACGAUUCGACGGUGAGGAUGAUCGUGGAACGAUUAAAUAAAUGAUCGCGACCAAGGUGGACAAGGAUGUUGAACAAUGUGCAAACGUAUGCGUAGUUUACAAUAUUCGCUCGGCUUGAACAAAUUUUCCGCAAUACGGUUCGCGCGAGCGUCGCGCGGUUCUCAUUCUUUUCGCCCCUCUGUUUCUCUGUUCCUCGUUCUCUGUUUCGACGUCGCGUCGGCAACCGGAGUCGACCUCUGUCCAUCGACAUUUUUGUAAAAAAAAGAAAACGCUAAAAGACCAUUCGGCUUCUGAGAAAGGACGCAGGAUGAAAAACACUUCCGUUUCGAAAAUUGUCUCUCAAUCGUUCGUGAACUCUCGAAAUUUCCUCGCCAAAAAAAAAAAA